AUGAUAAUCCAGGAAACAAUUGAACCUUAUGAGAAAGCUAUAGAUGUAAUCAAUUUAGGUGAUGGGGAAAAUAAGAAGGAGGUUAAGGUGGGCACAUCUCUUUCACCCAUAAAAAGAGGAAAGUUAAAAGAAUUACUUCAUGAGUUUGUUGAUUUGUUUAUAUGGUCAUACCAAGAUACGUCAAGACUUAGUUCAAAUAUUAUAGAACACCAAUUGUCGUUGAAGCUAAUAUGCAAGCUAGUAGCUAACAUAGUCCCAGUUCUCAAAAAGGAUGAAAAAGUUUGGAUAUGCAUGGACUAUAGAGAUUUGAAUAGGGCUAGCCUGAAAGAUAAUUUUUUUUUUUUGCGUCGUAUUGACACUUUUGUGGACAACACUGCUAAACACUCUAUAUUCUCUUUCAUGGAUAGUUUUUCAAGAUAUAACCAAAUUAAAAUGGCCCCUUCUGAUAUGGAAGAAACUACGGUUGUUACAAUCUGGGGCAUGUUCUGUUAUAAGGUUAUGCCUUUUGGAUUGAAGAAUGCAAGAGCUACUUAUCAAAGAGCAAUGGAAGUAAAGAGUUUUUUGAGAAUGUUGAAUUAUAUUUCCUAUUUUAUUUCUCAACUUACUUCUAAAUGUGACCCAAUUUUCAAGGAAACUAUUGAUUUUGUAUCUCAUCGUGCACAACCAUUCUAUGGGGUGUUGGGCAAUGAGAUAAAACAAUAUAUUUUUGAAAAACCAUCAUUGUUAAGAGCGAUCAAAGGAAGUGUGAUAGUUGAAUUCCUUACAGAGCGUGCAACUAAUGAACAUGAGCCUAUUAAGUUUAAUUUCCCUAAUGAAGAUUUGAUGAACAUUUCCCAAAUUGAAGAGGGUGAACUGAUAGAAAAGCCAUGGAAAAUGUUCUUUGAUAGAGCUUCAAAUGCUUUACGGCAUAGAAUUGGAGUAGUUUUGAUAUCCUUUAACUGA
This is a messenger RNA of Durio zibethinus, 942 nucleotides long. The record is from RefSeq and is a predicted model, not a curated record. Lineage: Eukaryota; Viridiplantae; Streptophyta; Magnoliopsida; Malvales; Malvaceae.